AUGAACCGUACUUAUGAAUCGAUUGAAUUUGAAUUUAGCGAUCCCACAUCGAUGUCGGACAUUAACGAGAACUGGAAUUUAUGGAGAGACACUUUCCUUGCUGUAGCUGACGAAUGUAUUCCAACAAAGAUUGUAAAAGGAAGAUACAAUCCACCAUGGUUGACUGGUGAGAUUAAAUCAUUGAUCAAAAAGAAAGAAACACUACGGCGAAAAGUCCAUCGCGGAACAAAUUCUGCUGCACUUGUAUACAGAAAUACAAGAAUCUCCGCCGUACAUCAAAGAGAGUCGGGAAAAUUUCUUUUGUUCCCUAAGUUAAGCUCUACCAUCCAAUCCGAAACUGUUCUGGUCAUUUUUUAAAACAACCACUAAAUCCAGCCGUAUUCCACAGCAAGUUUCCCUCGCGACAAACAACGCAGACGUCUCACGCUUAGAUUUCACUAGUCUAAAACAAGCUGAAGAAAUGUUCAAUGAUUAUUCCACUCAGUAUUUCUAACAGAAGGUGAUGAUAUUUCAAUCCCCACCUCACCUGUAUGCGAAGAGACUAUUUCUGACAUUAUUUUAGACCCAAGUGAAGUAUAUGACGUUCUUCCUUACCUCGAUCCUAGCAAAGCAUCUGGUCCAGAUAAUAUACCAAUCCGCUUACCAGAAUAAUGUGCGCACUCCAUCACUUGAUAUCCGUUGCACAGCAUCAAACGCGUCAAUCUAUCCCAAAAAGUGGGGAGGGGGGACGUACUACAAACUAGGAAGGUCCGGAGGUAUCCUACCCGACAUUUUUUCUAAAUUUUGGUACACUAAAACGGUAUUCCCAGCGUUUUGUGGAGGCACUUAUAAAGUUAUAUUACAAUGUGCAUGAUCUUAAAUCCAUGUUUAACCAUGUGAGUAAUCCGCUAAAAACCAACAUGUCCUAGCCUGUGAACAGACGUUACUCUCGACGAAGCCUAACAUGUCCUCACCUGCUCACCCCUAUUUCAAUGCUAAUAAUCUAUUAAAUUAAACAUUUGCUUUAUUUUGAGGAUAAUCAUCUAAAGGAAACUCAGUUAAAACGCAAUUAUUUUUAAGUAUUUACAAUUUUACAUAAUCUACAUAUGCGAUCAUGUCAGUAUUUGCUCCCAGGGACUACAGAAAGAUCAUACGUUGUACUUCUUAUUAAAUGUCUUCCUUUCAAUCACAUUUUUUGAUGAACAGCAUACCAUGCAUUAGGUUUUUAGAUAACCAAGAAACAAAAUUUCAUUAAACAUGAGAGGAAAGUCUUGCACAGGUCAGCUCAUUUCCGUUCUUCACCGGAUCAGUCAAAACCUGGAUUCAGGGAAACAAACAGAUAUUUUGUAUUUCGAUGUUGCUAAAGCGUUUGGCACGGUAAAUCAUAACCUUCUUUUAAAGAAACUCCAACGAUUUGGACUUAAGGGACAAUAUUUUAACGUGGUUUAAAAGUUAUUUAUCCGGACGUCAACAGCGCGUUCUAGUCAAUGGUGAGAUUUCAGAGACACGUCCAGUUUCUUCCGGCGUUCCGCAAGGAUCAAUACUCGGACCACUCCUGUUUCUCAUCUACAUAAACGACCUUCCUGAAUCAAUAACCUCACCCGCUGUUGACGUUUCCUUGUUUGCCGACGUCACAAAAUUCAUCUCAGUUGUUGAAUCACCGGCUGACGCCUGUGUCCUUCAAGCUGAAGCGAGAAACGUGGAGAAAUGGGCUGAGUUUUGGAGGCUCAAAUUCAAUGCCGAGAAAUGCAAAGUUCUGAGCAUUACGAGAGAACGUCAUCCUCUUGUUGCUGAAUACAUUGUCAACGGUAAAACUUUGCAGCAUGUUUCCUCCCAGAAAGACCUCGGAGUGACGGUUUGUUCAGAUCUCAGAUGGAACACUCAUAUUUACGUGCAAGUUACGAAAGCCAACCGCCUGCUUGGUGUGCUCAAAAGUUCGACUAUCAAGGUUAAAAACGUAAAUACCCGACGCUGUCUCUACCUUACACUUGUGAGAUCCCAUCUUGCUUAUGCCUCACAAGUGUGA
Messenger RNA from Paramuricea clavata, 2005 nucleotides. The record is from the annotation of a GenBank genome assembly. Lineage: Eukaryota; Metazoa; Cnidaria; Anthozoa; Malacalcyonacea; Plexauridae.